AUGCACACUCAGUCCAACAUUUAUCCCAAGAGAUCGCUCUCCCAAACCUCAGCUACUUCAACCUCCUCUCACACUAGCCAGUUCUCUCAAGAGAAGAAGCGCUCCAAAUUGUCGAACUCUCUCUCAAAGGUCUUCCGAUCUAACUCUCCUCUACCAAUCGAUAUCCCCACGAGCCACCAAAACACAAUGUCACAGCCUCGAGAUAUCCCGCAGAGCAAUCACAAAUCUUCAUACUUCCCAGACCAAGACUACACCUCAACCAGCCCCAUCCAGAUGCCUUCCAGCAUGGGCUCGCCGAAGGCGGACUGCCCUAAGCGUGCAUCUACUCCCACCCGCAAGAACAGCGAUGACUACAAACGCUACAGUGGAACUGUCAACCAUUACGGUCGCCACUCGAAUGACUGGCUGUUCGGUGGCUUCAGUGUUCGCGAUACUGUCCGUGAUAGCCUCGAUAAGCUCCGCAGCCAGGACAAGGAGAGCUGA
Molecule: messenger RNA, 483 nt
Organism: Penicillium samsonianum
Lineage: Eukaryota; Fungi; Ascomycota; Eurotiomycetes; Eurotiales; Aspergillaceae
Exons: 1
Coding region: 1-483 (160 amino acids)
Source: RefSeq, a predicted model, not a curated record